This is a messenger RNA of Talaromyces rugulosus, 2628 nucleotides long. RefSeq lists its product as uncharacterized. The record is from RefSeq and is a predicted model, not a curated record. The coding region runs from base 1 to 2628 and encodes 875 amino acids. NCBI's taxonomy places the organism in Eukaryota, Fungi, Ascomycota, Eurotiomycetes, Eurotiales, Trichocomaceae. The transcript has a single exon. Gene Ontology annotation, biological process: DNA-templated transcription. Gene Ontology annotation, molecular function: DNA binding; zinc ion binding.
AUGUCUAACGAGGAAACACAUUCUCGCACGAGCAAAUCGCCGGAGCAACCGACUCGAGAAAAUGACCGCGUAUUCCAGGAUUCCAUCACCUCGUCGAGCCCUCCGCAUGGACACGCUCCUCAGCAAAUCCAAUUUCAGUUUAUAAACAACAAUGACAUUUACCAACAAAGCCCCAUAGAUCAACAUACUACCACUGAUAGCCACCAUAGCCAGCAAACAAAUGAGAUGGGUGACUUUGACCAGCAACAAACAUUCCCUGGGCACACCUUGGAUAAUUCACGGUUUUCAUAUCCUUAUAUUGACCAAGGCUCUCAAAGGAUAUUGCAGAAUGACUCUACCUCUCUGUUCCCAAUCGCUAUACCAGAUAACCUCUCGAUCCCCCAAGAUGUACGCCCUAACGAUCCACAGUCCCAUGUGGACUUGGUAUUGAACCCAAAUCUGUCCGAUCCAACCUCCGGCUCUGCAUUGAACUGGAUCUCAACAGAGCUCCUCAAAGACACAGAAGACGCACUACUAUUGGACCCAGACCUCCUAAACCAGUCUAUUCAACAAUGGUGGCCUGAAAGCUUCGACACGAGCAUCACAUGGCUUUCUCCCAUGGACAGUUUAGACCAAGUGCCCCUGUUCAACAAUUUUCGACAAAAUCUUCUCGAAGCUGCUCCACCUCCUGUGGAGAGUCCUGGAAGACAUAGCAGUGUAUCGCAGGACGGUUCUCUCUUUUCGGGCUCAAACGAUGACUCGGUGCUAUCAGGAGAGUAUUACGUUAACGGCGAAGGCUCUCGAUGUCCUAAAUACAGUCGAAAGCGAAAGGAAUAUUGGAGCAUUGCCGAAAAUAUAACUCCAUUAUUGCAGCCCCAAGAUAAUUCGAAAGAGACUUCGAUUUUUGAGUUUCCGACAACACACUUUAUCCAGACAGACGACCCAACCUUGAGCGCAACCCUAGAUAAGCAGCUCUCCCUAGCCAUAUAUGAAAGGAUGGUUUCGUCAUUUGAAAGGAUAUGCCGCCUCGACUCCGUUAUUUUCACUCCCUUCGCAACAGGCCAUUUUCCAACCUCCGAAUUACUCACAUAUUUUUUACGCCACUAUCUGGACGGCUUUCAGCCCGUAUACCCCAUCUUUCACGUCCCAACAUUCGAUCCGAAUGAAAUGCAUUGGAUUUUGGUACUUGCAGUAUCGGCCAUUGGAUGCAAUUUUGCCAAUUCGGCAGAAGCAGCUCAAUACGCGCAGCCUCUUCAUGAGUUUGUUCGGCGCGCAAUUAUAGUAGAAAGACAGAAGAACGCGAUAAACUUCACACCUCUCUGGCUCAUGCAGGCCAUGCUAUUGAACUGCAUAGGUCUCAUACAUAGUGGAAACCCUCAAAAUAGAGAUUCCGGCUUGAGUUUGUUUAGCGAGCUUGUGCGCCUGGCUCAUGGCGGGGAUCUUUUUUCAGCUAGCCAUCAAAGCCAUGGCCAAGAUACAAGACAAUGGGGGUAUUGGAUUGAAAAGGAGACGAAGCGAAGAACCAGCUACCUUUUGUGGUUAGUAGAUACUACUUUGGCCUAUACCACAGACUCACCACCACUACUUUCUCUGAAAGAUGCUCAAACACCGCUUCCGGUCCACGAGAGGUUGUGGGAAGCGAAUUCCGAAUAUGUUUGGCAGAGUUUAUAUCAAGAAGAAAACGCAUCACUCUACUCUGCAAUGGAGACUCUGUUCAUCGAGAAGAGACUCACACCUGGUAUUGGAGAGUUCAGUCACAUUCUCCUUCUCCAUGCCCUUUACCAGAGACUGUGGGAGGUAGGCGACUACUUCCAGCGGCCUCUCUCCUGGUGGACUCCUACCGCGGAGAGACGAACACGGGAAUCUGCUCUACCUUCAAAAUCCAUCUGGUUGCCGGGGAUACCUCUAUUCUCAAAAUGGCGAAACAGUGCUUGUGAUUGUCUGGAUACCCUGCACUGGUCUGCCAAUGGAACCAUCGCCAAAGCCGCCGGGCUAGAGCACCCAACAGUCCUUCACUUACACACUGCACGUCUCGUACUUCUUGUCCCCUUCCGCGAGAUACGAACCCUAGCAAUGUCGCUAGCUCGACUAGAAGUAUCCUGGGACAAACUCGAUCAAGCACCCGAGUGGCAUCACAUAUGGCGAUGGGGCAAACACGAUCAAUAUAAAGCUCGACUCUCGAUUAUCCACGCCGGCACGGUGAUAUGGUAUAUUCGUCGGUAUUCCACAAACGCGUUUCACGAGCCAAUUGCGGUCUUUCUAGCCACUUUGACUCUGUGGGCGUAUGGACUGUGCCAUCAUCAAUCUCAAGACCAACAACCCGAAUUAUCGUCUCCGAUCUCGCAGCACGGGACGCUGGCUUCGGCUGCAAGCCCGUCAUUUAUUCAUAUCGAUCGGCCGUGUGACGAUGAAAUUGUGCAGCUGUUUGUGCGUGUCGGUCAGACAAUGAGAGGUAAUGUGACCGGUGUGGGCGAUAUAUGUGGUCCACAUGGCCCUUCGAGGAUUCUGCAGGAAGGAAUCCAUAUUCUGUCUGGGCUGGUCUCGGCAUGGGGAGUAGCUCGUGAAUAUAUUGACAUUCUGUCUCGGAUGGGGAAUCAAGCCGCGCUUGCCACGCCUGCUGCGAUUGAUGCCAGAUCCGGUGAAUGGUAG